Mugil cephalus (flathead mullet) is the source of this 4418-nucleotide messenger RNA. It is a transcript of the gene cntn2, whose product is annotated as contactin 2. NCBI's taxonomy places the organism in Eukaryota, Metazoa, Chordata, Actinopteri, Mugiliformes, Mugilidae. Gene Ontology annotation, biological process: cell-cell adhesion; brain development. The record is from RefSeq and is a predicted model, not a curated record. Gene Ontology annotation, molecular function: cell-cell adhesion mediator activity.
UAUGGUGAGAAGAACCAGAAGGUGAACGAGCGAAAGGAGGAUGUGGGUGGAGAAAUAAAUCACAGAGAGGGAUGACGAGAGGCUGGUCCGUCCUUGAACACGGCUUCUAAAGAAUUUCAUUGCGGACAGAGCGAGAUAACAGCGGAAGAGGAAACAGGGAAGGUGUAUUUUUUUAUUAUUAUUAUUUUAUUAUCCGUCGCUCGGCUCCAUCCCGCCUCUUGCGCACCAUCCGAGGAUCCGCAUCGCUGCUUUCUGCUGCUGGUUGGAGAGAAUCCGCAUCUCGGCAAGGUCUUUUUCCUGUCCAGACGAUGGCGCUCUUGCUGCGUCUGCUCAUCCUCAGCUCAGUUAUCCUGAAGGAGGCCGUUGGUGGAGAUGUGUGCGUGUCAGGUCACGACAGUGGACCUGUGUUUGAAGAACAGCCAAGUAGCACGAUUUAUCCCGAGGGUCUGACUGAAGGGAAAGUUACUCUCAGCUGCCAGGCCAGAGCCAGUCCAGCCGCCUCCUAUAGAUGGCUGUUGAACGGCACCGAGGUCCCGCUGGGUUCGGACCGGUACACCCUUGUCGCUGGGACCUUGGUGAUUAGCAGCCCUGAGUCUGUUCGCGACUCCGGUUCGUACCAGUGUUUGGCCAUAAACCGCUGUGGAACCAUCAUCAGCAGAGCAGCUAAUCUCAAAUUUGGCUACCUCCAUGACUUUCCUUCAGACAGCAGGAGCCCUCAAACAGCGUAUGAGGGCGUAGGAACCUUCUUGGCCUGUCAGCCUCCUCAACAUUACCCAGCUCUGUCUUAUCGCUGGUUUAUCAAUGAAUUUCCGAACUUUAUCAAGAAGGACGACGAGCGCUGGUUUGUGUCGCAGGUGACGGGGAACCUGUACCUGGCCAGAGCCGAGCCGAAUGACACCGGGAACUACUUCUGCUUCACCACCAUCCACAUGGACAUCAGCACCAAGAGCACGUUCAGCAAGGCCAACCAGAUCACCGUGCUCCCAGACGUCAAUCCCAGGAAGUCGUUACCGAGUAUUAAGGUGCGGUUCCCUGGAGAGACCUACGCCCUCGCUGGACACACCACCCAGUUAGAGUGCUUUGCUUAUGGAAAUCCGGUCCCAAAGAUACGAUGGAGGAAGGUGGAUGGUUUGAUGCCGUCUAAGGCCGGCUCCUCUGUGGACGGUCCCACCCUGAUCCUGCCCGAACUCUCCUUUGACGACGAGGGUAUUUACGAGUGUGAAGCGUACAACUCGGAGGGGAGUGACGCAUACCAGGGACGCAUCAACGUUCAAGCUCAGCCAGAGUGGUUGCAGGUUAUGAGCGACUCAGAGGUGGAGAUCAGCUCGAAGCUUCACUGGAGCUGUGUGGCUGCUGGGAAACCACGACCCUCUAUACGUUGGCUACGCAACGGACAGCCUCUCACCACACAGGACCGCGUGGAAGUGAACGGAGCUCAUCUCAAGAUCAGUAACUUAGCGCUGGAGGAUUCUGGGAUGUACCAGUGUGUGGCUGAAAACAAGCACGGCACCAUCUACUCCUCGGCCGAGCUCCGGGUCCAAGUUCAGGCUCCAGAUUUCAGGUUGAAUCCAGUGAGGAAGUUGAUCCCGGCUGCCAGAGGGGGGAAGGUGAAGAUCGAGUGUCGCCCUCGGGCGGCGCCGAAGCCCAGCUUGUUCUGGAGUCGUGGGACGGAGCUGCUGACCAACAGCAGCAGGGUCACUGUGACUCCAGAUGGGAUCCUGUGGAUCCACAACAUCAGCAGAGCAGACGAAGGGAAAUACACCUGCUUUGCUGAAAACUAUCUGGGCAAAGCCAACAGCACGGGACACCUGUCUGUCAGAGAUGCCACUAAGAUCACGCUGGCUCCUUCCAACGCCGACAUCAACCAGGGGGAAAAUGUGACCCUGCAGUGUCACGCCUCCCAUGACCCCACCAUGGACCUGACCUUCACAUGGGCCCUGAACGGGGUCCUCCUGGUGGAGAACUCUGCAGGGCCGUACCACAGAGUUGCAGGGAAGGAAAACAUUGGUGACCUGUUGAUUGUGAAUGCUCAGCUGGGUCAGGCAGGAAUGUACAGCUGCACCGCUCAGACCGUGGUGGACAGCGCCUUAGCUUCAGCCAAACUCGUGGUUCGAGGCCCCCCGGGACCUCCUGGAGGUUUACUGGUGAAGAAUGUAGCUGAGACGUCAGUGGAGCUCAGGUGGAGUCGUGGAUAUGACAACCACAGUCCCAUCGGCAAAUAUGUCAUCAUGGGCCGAUCGUCGCUCUCAUCAGAGUGGAAGAAGAUGAGGACAGAUCCAGCGAACAUUGAAGGCAACGCUGAGUCGGCCCGUGUGACCGGACUGAUGCCCUGGAUGGAUUAUGAAUUCCAGGUCAUUGCCAGUAACAUCCUGGGGAGCGGGGAGCCCAGCAUGCCCUCCCACGUCAUCCGCACACAGCAAGCAGCUCCCACCGUGGCCCCAAGUGGACUUGGAGGUGGAGGAGGAGACCGCAAUGAACUCACUGUUACCUGGACGCCUAUGGCCAGAGAAUACCAGAAUGGAGACGGCUUCGGCUACAUUUUGGCUUUCAGGAAGAAAGACGCAUCUUCGUGGACAGAAGUGCGAAUCCCCCAGGUGGAGUCGUCGGGAUACGUCUACUACAACAGCACCAUGACGCCGUACAGCCCGUUUGAAGUCAAGAUCAAAGCUUACAACCGCAGAGGAGAAGGUCCAUUCAGCCAGAUUGCUGUCGUCUACUCUGCAGAGGAAGAGCCAACGGUGGGACCUUCAAACAUCAAUGCCACGGCGCUGUCCGCCUUUGAGAUCCAGGUUUCAUGGGAACCCGUCAAGCAGCUCAGCGCCACCGGCCUCCUCAGAGGAUACGAGAUCCGAUACUGGCGGCAGCAUGAGCGGGAGGCGGCAGCAGACCGGGUGAGGACAGCGGGCUUGGAACCAACCGCCAGGGUCUCCGGGCUUAGACCCAGCACUCGGUACCAAGUUGCCGUCCUGGCGUACAACAGUGCCGGCACCGGACCGCCCUCGCCACGCACCACCGUCACCACCAGGAAGCCACCUCCAAAUCGUCCUCCGGGCAACGUGUCGUGGAAAACUCAGGGCUCCUUCGUGACGCUGAGGUGGGACCAUGUGACGGCCAUGCACAAUGAGUCAGCUGUUCUGGGCUACAAGGUUCUGUACAAACAUGAAGACCAGGUGUCGUCCAAGUUUCUGGACAAGGCGAAGACGUCGCUCAGCCUGCCGCUGCCCGUAGAAAGUGGCUACAUCGUGGUGGAGAUUCGGUCCUGGGGCGAGGGUGGGGACGGGCCGGCCCACGAGAUCAUCGUGUCCCGGGACACCGGGACCGGUAUGAUGGUGCAGAAGGAUGCCUCCUCCACACUAUCCAGUCACCCUCUCCACCUCCUCGCCGGUUUCGUCCUCCUCUCGCUCCUCGUGUCUCUAUCGGACCUGUGACCUCCGCCCGCCUGUGGACUAUUUACUGUUGGUGGCUUGGAGUGAAAUCUCUCCCGUGUCUCGGCGAAAGGCUCUGGGUCAGAUUUCUGUGGAGGGAUGAGAAAGGUGGUGACGGGAGUUUUCAUUUUGUCGUGGCAACAAAGAGGAGUCUUUUGUAAGAAUUUCUUAAAGGAGGGUGUUACAUUUCUUUACCGCUGUCAGUAUAAACCAUGCCUUACAGGGACCACUGCAUCUUCGGCCGACGCGUCCUCCAAACUGUAGCCGGUGAGACGCAGGCUUCGGGUUUAAGUAACGUAUCUAAUCAAAGGCCGCGUACGUACGUGAGGGCGACAUCUGUGCGUUCACGGUGGGAUCAGUUUGACCGAGGAGUCUGAGCAGUUUUAUGAGAGCUGCAUCUAGAAUAUUACUACAAUUUUCAGUAAUACCAGAGACGUGUGGACAACAGAAAACUAGAUAUGCACACAAACAUCUUGUUGCUUGUGAUGCUUUGUGUUAUUAAAUGAUCAUUUGAUUCAGAACGGGCUGAUUCACAUUCACAACGAGGGGUAAGAGGUUAAAUCCCUUUAACCACGUGUCUGCAGUCACUGAUUUGAUUUAACCUCCUGAGACCCUGUGUCCUCAUAUGGGGACGUUAAGUUUUACGUUUGUAGUAGUAGUAGAUACUAGUUGGUGCAAAAACAUGACAGUGUUCGUUUCAGUGGAUUCAUUUUACAGAUGAUCACAUCACAAAAGUGGACAAAUUUUACAGUUUAAACUUAUUUAUUCUUAUUCUAGUUUAAUAUCACGUGCAAAUUCUAUCAUUAGUAACGAACUAUAACUUCGUUAAUUGGCAAAUAUUCAAAUGAGGACAUUGGGGUUUCAUUAUUUGCAAAAUUAACCUUUUAACCUUUUUGUAUUUUGUUACAUAUUGGUGACUUUAUUAUAAUAUCGAGUGAAAAUAAUCCCCGUGUCCACACAUGAGGACAUAAUUCUUUUUACUUUCAAAGACGA